Messenger RNA from Anopheles cruzii, 25332 nucleotides. RefSeq names its product microtubule-actin cross-linking factor 1 (gene shot). Bases 1 to 25332 code for a protein of 8443 amino acids. Gene Ontology annotation, cellular component: cytoplasm; intermediate filament; cytoskeleton. The record is from RefSeq and is a predicted model, not a curated record. Gene Ontology annotation, molecular function: structural molecule activity; microtubule binding; calcium ion binding. The transcript is spliced from 28 exons. Lineage: Eukaryota; Metazoa; Arthropoda; Insecta; Diptera; Culicidae. Gene Ontology annotation, biological process: wound healing; intermediate filament cytoskeleton organization.
AUGUCGACCCAAUCGUACUAUAAGGAUCGCCUGGGGUUCGAUCCUCGCGAAGCCCUGUACGAUAACAACAACAGUGAAGUGCAUCACCACAGUAGCAGUAGCAGCAACGUUGUGAACAACAAUCACCACAGCCACCAUCAUCAGCAACAACAGCAACAACAGCAGUAUCAUCAGACGAUCACCACGACCACCACACAUCGUCACAGCACUGGUGGAGGUGGCGGUACCGGUGGUGGUGUCUCCAGUGGAACAAUAGUGGGCAAACAUCACCAAUACUACAGCAGCAACGGUAGUGGUGGUGCUGGUAGUGCGAGUCCAGGGCCCGGUAAUGGCCAGCCGAACGGCGGCGGCGGUGGUCACAAUGGUAGCAGUGGCGAUUACCACCAACACUACCACACGACGCCUGCCAAACGUCACCGGCAGUCAUUCACGGCGGCGGCGACGUCGUCGUCGUCACCGGUCACCGGCUCGUCGCCCCUGAACGCCUCCGUCAACUGGCAAGGCGGCUACGGCUACGAGGAUGCGCUCACGCAGUUCAAAGACGAACGAGAUGCCAUACAGAAGAAAACUUUCACAAAGUGGGUCAACAAACAUCUGAAAAAGGCCUCCCGCCGUGUCGAUGACCUGUUUGAAGAUCUGCGCGAUGGACACAAUCUUCUCUCUCUCUUGGAAGUAUUAUCUGGCGAACAUCUUCCAAGGGAGAAAGGAAAAAUGCGCUUCCAUAUGCUGCAGAACGCGCAGAUGGCGCUGGACUUUCUGCGGUACAAAAAAAUCAAAUUAGUCAACAUCCGGGCGGAGGACAUUGUCGACGGCAACCCGAAGCUGACGCUCGGCCUGAUAUGGACCAUCAUUCUGCACUUCCAGAUUUCCGACAUUGUCGUUGGGCAAGAGGACAAUCUCACGGCGCGCGAAGCGUUGCUGCGAUGGGCCCGCCGCUCGACGGCCAAAUACCCGGGCGUACGGGUAAACGACUUCACCGGCUCGUGGCGCGACGGCCUGGCGUUCUCCGCGCUGAUCCACCGGAACCGGCCCGAUCUGAUCGACUGGCGAGAAUCACGAUCGCGGCGACCGAGGGAGCGGCUCGAGGUGGCCUUCCACGUGGUCGAAAAGGAGUACGGCGUUACGCGGCUGCUCGAUCCGGAAGAUGUCGACACGAACGAACCGGAUGAGAAGUCGAUGAUUACCUACCUGAGUUCACUGUACGAUGUGUUCCCGGAGCCACCGCAGAUGCACCCGCUGUUCGACAUGGACUCCCAGCGCCGGGUGCAGGAGUACCGCGAGCAGGCGCAAACCCUGCUGUACUGGUGCCGCGAGAAGACCUCGCUGCUGCAGGAGCGUGCCUUCCCAACCACGCUGAUCGAGCUGAAGCGCCUACUGUCCGACCUGAACCGGUUCCGCACCGAGGAAGUUCCGCCGAGACAGCGCGACAAGCAGCACCUGUUCUCGAUCUACAAGGAACUGGAGAAGUACUUCGAGUCGAUCGGCGAGGUGGACGUCGAGACGGAGUUGCGCCCGGAGGCGCUCGAGAAGGCCUGGCACCGGCUGAUGUCGGCGCUGGCCGACCGCGACAUGAUCCUGCAGCAGGAGGUGCAGCGGCUCGAGCGACUGCAGAAGCUGGCCGAGAAGGUGCAGCGCGAGUACAAGCACACCGAGACGAUCAUCACGAAGACCGAAACACGAAUCUCAGAGGAGAGCCGACGAAUCGAGCGGUUGCACCCGGUCGAGGCGAAGAACAUCGUCGAGGGUCUCGAGGCUGACAUCCGCCACCUGGAGCAGCCGCUGCGGGAGAUGAACGACGACUGUCACAACCUGAAGGACGGUCGCUACCCGCAGGCCACCGACCUGCACAAGAAGGUCACCAAGCUACAUCAACGUUGGUCGCAGCUGCGAACCACAUUCCACACUAGCCUAGUACAAAAGCUUUCCGGGCUCAGCUACCCGGUGCAGGAGACGACGAUAACGAAGGAAACGCGCGUCGUGACCGAAACGCGACAGAUCGGGACGAAUCCCUAUUUCCGCGAUCUGCAGGAGUACACCGAAUGGUGCCAAACGAAAUUGAAACAUCUUCACAGCGCCGACUACGGCUCUGAUCUGCCGUCGGCCAAAGUGGAACUGGAGCGCCACCAGCACGAGCACAAAGUGAUCGAUCAGUUCCACUCUAAAAUUGCACAGUGCGAGCGCCACGUGUCCAACUUCAGCGGCGAAGAGCAGCAGCUGUACCGCCAGCGUCUCAGCCAGCUGCAGAAGGUAUACGCCGAGCUGCUCAGCACCUCGACCAAGCGACUCUCGGACCUGGACGCGCUCGUCGACUUCCUGACGACGGCCACGGCCGAGCUGAGCUGGCUGAACGAUCGCGAGCAGAUCGAGGUGAGCCGCGACUGGGCGGACAAGAACCUGGACCUCUCCGCGGUGCAUCGGUACUAUGAGUCUACUUUCAAGCGUACGUACGGAAAUGGCGAGGAAAAUCUCAUGUCCGAGCUGGAAAAGCGCGAGAUGCACUUCGCAACGAUCCUCGACCGAGGUGAAGCGCUACUCGUCCAGUCGCACCCGGCCUCGAAGUGUAUCGAAGGCCAUCUGCAGGCGUUGCAGUCGCAGUGGUCCUGGUUGCUGCAGCUGACGCUGUGUCUGGAGGUGCACCUGAAGCACGCCACCGAUUACCACUCGUUUUUCGACGAGGUACGCGAAGCCGAGAGCUGGCUAACGAAGCGUGACGAGAUCCUGAACAGCAAGUACUCGCAGUCGGAGUUCACGCUCGAUCAGGGCGAGGCCCUGCUGCGCGGCAUGCAGGACAUUCGGGAGGAGCUGAACGCGUUCGGCGAAACGAUAGCGCAGCUGCAACACCAGGCGACCGCCGUCGUCCCGCUCAAGCAGCGCAAACAGCCCGUCAAUCGCCAGUGCACCGUGCAGUCGAUCUGCUCCUACAAGCAGGGUAACAUUUCGCUGGACAAAAACGAAAGCUGCACCCUGCUCGACACGUCCGGGCGCGUGAAGUGGCGCGUGAAAACGGCGAAGGGUGUCGAGGGUUCCGUCCACGGGGUGUGCCUGCUGUUGCCGCCGCCCGACCAGGAAGCGAUCGAAGCGGCCGACCGGCUCAAGCGCCUGUUCGACCGGUCGGUGGCGCUGUGGCAGAAGAAGCAGCUGCGCCUGCGCCAGAACAUGAUCUUCGCCACGAUCAAGGUGGUGAAGGGCUGGGAUUUCGAGCAGUUCCUGGCGAUGGGCGCCGAGCAGCGGACAGCUAUCCGGCGGGCACUGAACGACGACGCGGACAAGCUGCUGGCCGAGGGUGACCCGGCCGAUCCGCAGCUGCGACGGCUGCGUCGCGAGAUGGACGAAGUCAAUCGGUUGUUUGAUGAAUUCGAGAAACGUGCCAGAGCGGAAGAGGAGAGUAAACAGGCGAGCCGGAUCUUUACCGAGCAAUGCAUUUCACUGAAGACGCGCCUCGAAGAAAUGGCCCGCGAACUCGACCACAUCAUCCUGUCACCGAUGCCGCGCGAUCUCGACUCGCUCGAGCACACGGUGCAGAUCCUGGAGGACUACAAGCGGCGCCUCGGCUGUCUCGAACCAGACCUGAAACACCUCCAGGAAACGUUCCGCACGAUCACGCUGAAGACGCCGGCCCUGAAGAAGAGCCUGGACAAUCUGAUGGAUCUGUGGAAGGAGCUGAACACUCAAGCCGUCCUGCACGGCGACCGGUUGAAGCUGCUCGAGGGUGCCUUGGCCGGCCUGGAAGACAACGAACAGGUCAUUUCCGAUCUGGAAGGCCGGUUGUCCCGCCAGCUGGAGCUACCGUCGUCGCAGGAAGGCCUGUACGAGGUGUACAAGCGGUUGACCGCGAUCCAGGAGACCAUCUCGAACCAACAGUCCGAGAUGGACAAGAUGAACGACUCGGCGGACCAGCUCGGCCGCAUGGGCGUACCGACGAAGGUGCUGGGCGACCUGAAACGCCUCCAUUCGAACGUGGAACGUCUGAACACUCGUUGGAACAACCUCUGCGGGCAGCUCGCUGAUCGGAUGCGAAGCGUUGAGACGGCAAUCGGAUUGAUGAAAAACUUGCAAACCAGCAUUGUCGUGGAGGAGACUUGGGUGGAGAAGCAGACGGAAAAGCUGCAGGCUCUUCCGACGGCGACAUCCGCGCGGGAGCUCGAUUCGAUGCUUGGCGAAACGGUGGAGCGCAUUCCGAAGGUUGAACAGGUGAAUCUCACCGGCGGCCGCUUGAUCCGAGAAGCUAAGAUCUACGACGGUAAAUGUGUCCACUAUAUCGACUGGCUGACCGAGGUGCGGCCAAGCUUUUCGCCUCCUCGGCACGAUCUGCGCCCGGCGGAUGCCGAUCCCGGUGCGACUGACGUGUACUCGAAGCGACUCGACACGCUCAACGGUCAAUUCGAGAGCCUCGUCGAGCAACUGACCCAGCGGCUUAGGACGGCUAUUGAAGUGAAUGGCGCGGACGGAUUGCGCUACGCAGAAAGCCUACAUAAGCCGCUCCGUACGUACCGGGUCGAGUUCAGUGUUGGUCGGCCGGCGGCGAAAAAUGGCACCGCCGACGGUGGUACUAGUGGCCAGUCGCCCGCCGGAGGAGGAGAGGUCGAAGAGGACAUCUACACCACCACCUACAGCACAUCACAGAUCACGAAGAUCACGAACAGUAAGCUGAUCUACGACACGGUCGAUAGCAACGGUGGCGUACCGGGCAAGGCGCCAGCACCGCCAGCCGCAAAACCGAAACAAAGCGAAGGUGGUGGCCAUCCACCGAACGAAGCCUCCUCGGUACAGUUUACCGAGAUCCGUAGCCUGAAGCGCAUCCAGCGCACCAGUGAGGGCGUUGGCACAAACAGUGGCCCGGAGGAGGACGAAGAAACGGCCGCGGCCGGUGAUCACAUACUGAACACGCCCGGCAUUGUGGAUCCGUCCACCGGGCGCACGCUGACGGUCGGUGAAGCGAUCCGGUUGCGGGUGCUGGACGUACGGACCGGGCAGCUGAAUGUGGCCGGAGAACGGCUCAGCCUGGAGGAGGCCGCCGCCCGGCAGCUGAUCGAUCCGGCCCUGGUCGGCCAGCUGCUGCGCCCGGGGGCUGGCGUCGAUCGGGAUGGGCGGCCCCUCAGCCUGCUGGAGGUGAUCCAGCGGGAGAUCCUCGAAGCCGAGAACGGUUCCUACGAGGGCCGGGGCGGCGGUGGCGCCGGCGAGAAGCGCAUAAAGGUAACGACCGUCAGCGGCGGCGGCGGCGACGUCAGUAAGGAAGCAAAAAGUAUUGUGGUCGGUGGCGCGGCGGCGUCGACGGCGGUGGCGACAACGACGAUUAGGAUCGCACCGCACACACUCAGCCUGGCGGACGCGCUGGCCCAGGGGCUGGUCGAUAACGGUGGCUGGGUGACGGACCGUAACUCUGGCGAUACGUUCCGGCUGGAUUCGGCCAUCGAGCGCACGCUGAUCGACCCGCACGUGCGGGAGGUGGUGGACACGAAGCACGACACGAAGAUCACGGUGGCACAGGCACUCGCCGGGGGGGUGAUUAACGCGAAAACGGGUCGCUACUGGAACGCGCAGACGAAGGAGAAGCUCACGUUCGCGGAGGCGCGCCACCGGCAGCUGAUCUGCAAACCGUACACGCUCAAGGACGUGUGCGAUCUGCAGCUGUACGAUGCGAGCGAACGGAUCGCGUCGCCGGCGCGCCGCGAUCGCGUCAACAUUCCGGGCGCCAUCAGUCUGGGGGUGCUGGACGGGGAGAGCGUGCGGUGCGUCUUCCGGACGACCGGCAACGAGCUCCUGACGUUGGCCGAAGCGAUGGACGAGGGCAUUGUGCUGCCGUUCGAGAAUCGCUACCGGCACGCGGAAACCGGCGAACGGAUGACCAUCCCGGAAGCGGUCGACCGAGGGCUCAUUUCGUCCGUUGCGAUCAUGUCGAUCUUCAACAUCGCCGGCUUCCGGGAUCCGCACAGUGGAGAGUUUGUCUCGUUCAACGUGGCACUCGGAAAGACCGUGCUCCGAAGGCACGGCGAAGGGGAAGCCGAAGCACGGCACGGGCACUGCUUUCUGCUCGACAGCGGCAAGGGCGCCCUGGUACGGUUGGACGACGCCGUUGGGCAGGGUUUGGUGAGGGGGGAAAUUUACGAAAUGUUUAACCGCCCCAUCGGGGUACGGUUGGGCGGCCGAGAGCUAACGCUGCUGGAGCUGGUCUAUCAUAAGCUGAUCGACCCGCGGACGGGCUUCCUGCUCGAUAGCGGCGGUCGGCCUGUGGCACUGGAACCGGCGAUCGAGCGGUCCAUCAUCACGCCCGAAGGCGCUCUGCUGUUGCUCAGUCUGCUCAACAUCACGCUCACGACCGAAACGGUGACGAAGAGCAUCAAACGCUACGUUACGAUCACGCACACGGGAGACACGACGGAAAGUCAACCGCAGGUGCUACUCUCCUUCACCGAAGCCGUGCGCCGGGGGUUGAUCGACGAAGGGACGCGCACGUACCGCGAUCCGGCCACCGGGAACCUUUACUCCGUCCAGCAGGCGCUCAACCACGGGCUGCUGCUGCCGGACACGGCAGCGGAGCUGGCGGCGGUGCACGAGUUCGAAACGCGUGUUCUGAAGGAUGGCAAGCGGUUGGACAUUGUUACCACCGCCGAGCGGCCGGCCGGGGCUGAGCUGCAAUCGUUCGGGUUGCCACCGAACGGGUGGCCUCUCCAGGAGGCGAUUGAGCGGGGGUUGCUCAAUCCCGACACCGGUCUGUUGCUCAUUCCCGGGACGGAUCGGUUGGUCAGCUUCGAGGAGUGCAUCAAGCUGCAGCUCAUUCACCGGCAGUCGGCGUUUGUGUGCGAUCCGAAGCACACCGAUCGGCGCGUCACGAUGGACCGGGCGCUCGAGAAGAAGAUACUGGACGCGGCGGGCCGGUACUCGGUCCGCAAGGACCCUGGCGGCCAAUUAACGCUGCGGGAAGCGAUCGCCCAGGAGUACAUCAUCUUUGAGCCGUGCCCGGACCCCGUACCGGCGGCGCAGUCCGCGGACCGCACGGUACAGGUCACGAAGCGUCCGGGGCAACCGGAUCGGGUGGAAAUUUCAAAGGCCGGGGGUUCCUCGGUGGUCGAAGUGAAGGGAGUGUCCGCACAGACACCGGAGCUGAUGAGUCCGGAGCCGCUGCAGCUAGCGCCGGGCGUUAUUUAUGACCCCAGCACGGCACUGGUGAUAUUUGCCGAAACCGGACGCUCGGACAGUGUGGUGGGUGCGGUGGUCAGUGGAAAGGUUGACCCCGCUCUGGUACGAUUGGUGGAUCACACGAACGGCGGGGAACUGAUAUCGGUCGCCGAAGCGCUCGAACGGGGCCUUAUCGAUGGACAAACGGGUGCGAUCCGAACGUCGGAUCCGGCCGCACCCCACAUCAGUAUGAUUGAGGCCAUCCAGCGGGGCAUGCUGCUGGUGGCCGGGGCCCCCCUGGUGGCCGCCGCCGGUGCCUUCGAGGCACUGAAACUUUUUACCGACCCGACGACCGGCGAACAGAUUCCGAUCGAGUUGGCGUACGAACGGGGUCUCAUCACGCACAGUGCCCUGCCGAGCCCGGAGCGGGCGGCACUCCUGCUCCGGAAACAACUGUCCGCCGACAGUCGCCGCUCAUCGGAGGGGCGAACGGUUGCGGUGCUGAAGGAGCAGGACUCACACGAGCGCCAGCGACCGGUUAGCUUGCAGAAGAUACGCAAAUGUGUCCUGCGGCCACUGGAUGCGGCCGAGCAGGGUAUCAUCGACCCGGCCACGGCUACGGCGCUCGAAGAUCCGGCCCUCUUCGAUGCCGCCUGCCCAACGUUGGGCCAUGCGCUACAGAGCGGCCGGUUAGAUGGGACCGGCGGUCGAAUCGUCGACCCGCAGCGAGGUCACGAGCUGAACCUCGCACAGGCCGCCGCCCGGGGGAUACUGGAUUUGCAGGGCACGAACAAGAUUUUCAUUCCGAUCGCUCGGGCGCUCAGUCUGCCGGCCCUCGAGACGCAGGGUCUGCUGAACACGACCGACUCGAAGAUAUACCAUCCGGAGACGGGCGACCUGCUGACGCUCCGGGAAGCGUUGUUGUGUGAAAUCGUCGACCCGAUGGCGCAGGUGAGCGUUACCGGGCAGCCAGCAAUGUCGCUGGAGCAAGCGAUCGGUGCCGGGUUGGUCAACGAAGACCGUUGCACCGUGGACGGCGUAAGCCUAGCGGAUGCCAUCGACCGAGGGUUGUGUUUGCCGUCGAACUACGAUUCCAAGAUACCGCCGAUCGGUAUGACUCUUCCGGUGCUGAUCGAACGGGGCCUGCUGGACGCGCCCCGGAAGCGAGUGCUUCACCCGAUAUCGCGGGUGCCAACGGCGCUCGAGGAUGCGCUCGCCAACGACUUUAUCAUGGCCACACCUUACACUCCGCAUCCGGACGGUGGGGUCGUUCUGCUCGAAGCGAUCGAUCGUGGACUGAUCGACACGGCGACCGGGACGUUUAAGGCAGCCUCGGUGGCGAUCCCGCUACGGGAAGCAAUUGAAACGGGUCAGUUGAUCGUGAAGCCACUGCCGCAGCUCAUUCAGGCGCUGCAAGCGAACCGGGCCGUGACGUCGGUGAAGGAAACCGUUACCGGGUACCACACGAUCCGCACGAAAACGGUCGAAAUCCAGUCCGGGUACGCGCUGCUGUCGGCCAACGAGGUACAGGACCUGCAGACGGGCACGAUCAUGUCGAUGGACGAGGCCCGCAAGGAGGGCAUCAUCUCCGAGGCGGCACAAACCGAAAAAACGCUCACGGAGCGUGUGGUCGGCAUCGGAUUCAACGAUGCGCUGCAACGGGGGCUGCUCGAUGUGACCAAGGGUACGUUCACGGAUCCGGCCAGCGGCGAAGUGCUGUCGAUACCGGUUGCCGUCGAUCGAGGCUUCAUUCGUGGGUCCCAUUCGUCUAGCGACGAAACGCUGAACCGAUCGCCGGACAUGUCGGUGGCGGCGGCCACGAUGGACACACCCAAGAAAGCGGCCUCUCGGGCUAGUGAAGAUCCGAAGGCGGCACCUACUGCUAGUAGUGGGACCUCCGCCCUAGGGGCGAAUAUUAAGGACGCCGCCAAGCUCGGGCUGAUGGCGGUGGUCGGAGCGCCGGUGCUGGGCGCCAUGGCCAUUACCGGGGCGGUCAAGAAGGCGUUCGAGAAGCGAGAUGAGCAGCAGCACCAAUCCACAGUGCGAUCUGCGGCCGAAUUUGAGGUUAUUGGAAGCGCCGAAGUGCCAACGGUUCCGUUUGUAAAUUUGGGCGACGAUCAAGAUCCGGAUCAGGAUCAAGAGGUUGAGGUUAGCACGGGUUCGGAUGUAGCCACCGCUCUACCCGCAGUGGGGAAACCGGAACCAGCAGCAAGAAUCGUGCCAGAGCAGACAUCAGCUCCAGCUCCACCCGAGGCAGCUCCACGGAAGCGUGCCACAAACGACGCCGAGUUGAUUGCUGUUCCGGACGAAAACGAACCCGUUCUUGUGGCGGCGGCGAGUGCUUCAUCCCCAUCAUCCAUUGUAUCCAUUGUAGAUCAAGCGACGGCGGGAGAUGCGGUACGAAAGCCAGACCGUCCGGAUCCGGCCCACUCAUUGGCCAACUUUAUUGAGGCAGAAAGAUCGAAUUCUUUACCCUCGGAGGAGCACGUCACUACUACGUCACCUCCCAAGGCUGCCGAAGAUCGAGUCGUGUCGCAGGCAGCCAACAUCCCGGAAGAUGUCCACAUGACGUCACAGGAAAGUCAACAAAGCCCAGCUCAGGAGGGAACUCCAACCCUUCAGCGGCUCAGUUCGGUUGGCGAUACCAUCAUCGAGGAAAGCAUUCCGGAGGAGGAGGAAGAUGCACCCACGGAACUCACAUCCUCACCCGCUGUCAUGGUCACUUCUUUGUCUACUGAUCCGCCGGUUACCAAUACCAAACCCUCCGUAGGAGUCAAGAAUAUCAACUCUGAGUUGGCCGCGAAACCUCUUCCAUCGGAUGUGCCAACAACGGACACUGCGCCACAGUCUGGUGGGAACGCUGCCGGCCAGAAGCUGCUGGACGCAGCCAAACUUGGCCUGAUGGCCGUCGUGGGGGCACCGCUCCUCGCCGGCAAGGUGGUAGUCGAUGCGCUCCAGGCCGAACGGAGCAGGAAACCCGACGAGACGGUCCCAUCCGGCGGCGAGGGUUCCUCCGAGCGGCACGUUACAUUUGUUGAACGCGCGGAUCCUGCACCACCCCGCCGGAUGACGCUGGGGGAGGCCAUCGCGCAGGGUGCGAUAGAGCCCGGCCACUGCCGCAUCCUGGUGGAUGACCGCGAGAUGCCGUACAGCGUCGAAGAGGGACUGCGCAAUCGGAACGUGCGCCCUUCCGACGUAAUCGACGUCCUGUCGCCGACCCUAAUUUCGUUCGUCGAAGGCGAAGACGACACGGUGGCACCGGGGUCGCCCCUGGUGCUCGACCAGACACUCACCGAGCAGCGGCUGGUGGACCUGGGGCUGUACGAUCCCGAACGGGGUUGUUUCCUCGAACCCGGGUCCGGUGAGCGGGUUUCGUUCCGCGACUUUAUCGAUGGGCUUGCCGACCCGACGACGGUGUACGUGAAGGACCUGGGCCGUGGCCAGUACGAGCCGGUGGAUGUGGCGCUUCAGAAGCACCUGAUCGAUAAACACACGGGCCACAUGCUACACAACCGGACGGGCCGGAAGAUCCCGUUCGUGGACUGCUGCCGACGCGGCUGGAUCGUGCAGCGGGAGAAAGGAUCCGAGGCGACGGCCCCGGACUCUUCGGGACAGAUCAACCCGCAGACGGGCGAGUUUGUGCCGGCGGGUGGUGGCGAAAGCAUUCCGAUUGCCGAAGCCCUACGGGCGGGCCUAAUCGACGGCGGUACACUCUCCGUACGGGAUCCAUCCGACGGGCGGAUCCUACCGCUGGCGGUGGCGAUCGAACAGGGCGUAAUCGAUCUGCGGCUCGGCGUGCUUUGCAAUCGCGACACGCAGGAAGAGCUCGACCUGAACGAGGCGUACCUGCGCGGGUACAUGUUGGCGGGCCGGCGGCUUCCGAUCUCACUGGAGGCGGCCGUACGGAAGGGCCUCUACCAAGCGGAGUCGGGCCUGAUCCUGGACACGAUCACCGAGGAGCUGGUUGACGUGCAGCAGUCGGUCACGAAGGGUAUCGUCGAUGCGACGAUCUCGAACGUGAAGGACACGCGCGACAACACGCUGGUGCCGCUCCAGGAUGCCCUCGAUCGGAAGCUGCUCGAUGCCGGAUCGGGUCGGCUACGGGACACGGCCACCGAGGAGCUGGUGCCGCUCGAUGUUGCGGUCGAAAAGCAGCUCGUGGACACACGUCACGUCACCCACAGCCUUUUCGAUGUCCUCGCCCGUGAGUUCUACAAUCCGGCGACGGGCAAAAUCCUUGACCCCGCCCGGGGUGACGAGCGUAAUCUGCAGGAAGCGAUCGGGGCGCGGCUCGUCGAGAUCGAGAGUGUGUUGAUACGGGACGAAGGUCACGAGCGGGUGGUCCGGUGUCGGGAUGCGAUCGCCAGCGGGCUGGUCGAUGACGUGCGGGGAGUGCUGACGCGCCCGGAACUAACGCUGGACCGGGCGUACCAGAAGGGGUACGUGCUGAGUGACCGGAAACCGAUCUCGCUGGCCGAUGCGUUGCUGCGUGGGUUCUACGAUCCGGCGACGGGGCGACUCACCCUACCCGGCGAAGGUUCGACGGUGACCAGUCCGUUGACACUGCAGGAAGCGAUCGAUGCGGGCGAAAUCUCGACCACGGAUCUGAUCGUGCGCGACUCGAAGCCCGGCACCGUCGUCAGCUUGGGCGACGCGAUCCGCAGCGGGCUGGUGGAUGGGCGGGCCGGCACCGUCGUCGAUUCGGCGGCGGGCUUGACCGUCGCGCUAGGAGACGCCCUUGAGCGGGGUCUCAUCGUGCGGCCGAAGCGUCGCUGCAGCCUGCCGGAUGCCGUGUACCGUGGGCUGUACGAUCCGCGGUCGGGUCAGUUCAGUAGCACCACCACACCGGAGAAGAUGUCCACCGAACGGGCAUUGCGGCGCGGGUUACUCGAUCCGGAAUCAACGCUCGUGACGGUCGCAGGGAAGAUUGUACCGUUCGAGUUGGCCAUCGAGAAUGGGACGGUGGACGUGCGACGUGGGACGCUCCGGGAUGACGACGGAGUGAGGAUCGAUUUCCGCGAGGCAUUCGAUCGGGGCCUGCUGGUGGAGGUCCGGCGACCGAUCGGGCUGUGUGAGGCGCUUCUGAAGGGGAUCUACCGGGACCGGGGAGCGGUGUUUGUGGACCCGAAGACGGGUAACCGGCUAACGCUCCGGCAGGCGCUGGGCGAGCGGCUAAUCGACCGGGAGUCGGUGCAGAUCCGGGACGCGGUGACCGGCAGCUAUCGGGACCUGGACCUGGCCGAAGCGAUCGCCAGUGGGGUGAUCGACGGAGAGACGGCCACCGUCCAGCGAGGGGACGAUCGGGUGACGCUGCGGCACGCGUUCGACGUGGGGCUCCUGUACGACCGGAAGGCCCCGAUCAGCUUGCAGCGGGCGAUACACCAGGGAAUUUACGACGAGCGGACCGGGCGGCUGCUUGAUCCGGCCACCGGGCGCAAGAUUACGCUCCAGGAGGCGAUGCGCCGGUUCGUCAUUAAUCCAGCGCUGCCGUGUUACUUCUCCGAGCGCGACGAAACGAUGUUCAGUCUGUUCGAGGCAUGCCGGGCGAAGUUGAUCGACCGGCGGGAGGGAGUGUUCCGGGAGCCGGGCAGUGAGGCGUUUAUUCCGCUGAGCGAAGCGCUCGCACUCGGGCUACUGGUGGACAUCGAAUCGGGCGGGUUCGGGUUGUACGAAACGCUCGCGAUGGGCUUCUACGACCGGGCGACGGGUAGGGUGUUGCACCCGCUCACAGGACGCGAGCUGACGCUGGCGGAAGCGUGCGCCGAGGACGUAGUCAGUGCGAUCGCCUCGAUCGUCCGCCUCGAACCGUCUGGCGGCCGUUACGUGCGUUUGGAUGAAGCGAUCCGUGCGGGAACGAUCGACGCCGAGCGUGGAGUGUACGUGAUUCCGGGGGGUGAUGAGCGGUUGGAUCUACAGGAAGCACGGCGCCAGGGACUGAUCGUGACGAACCGGAAGCUCCUUUCGCUCGAGGCCGCCAUCCGGAUGGGGCUGUACAGGGGUGAGUCUGGCAGGUUCGUCGAGCCGGCGUCGGGUGAGGCGCUCAACCUACAGGAAGCCCUCGACGCCGGUCUGCUCGACUGCGAGACGACCGUGUACCGGGACGGGGGCACGGGGCGAGACAAACCACUGCGCGCGGCCAUUGCCGCCGCGGACGUGGACGUGUCCGCCGGGAAGGUGCUCGAUCGGAAGGCUUCCGAUCGGGCGUACGGCUUCGAUGCCGCGCUCGCCAACGGCCUCCUGGUAACCGUUCACCGGCCAAUCACGGGCCGGACGCUGGAGCGAAAGGGCGGGGAAUCGAUCGAUAACCUGGCCGCGGGCGAGUCUCCGCUCGGGGCGGGGCCGAAAGAGAUGAGUCUAGGGGAUGCGAUCCGCCAUGAGAUCCUGGGGCUUGAUACGUCAGUCGUGAGGGAUCCGCGGCGGGGAUCGGGGAUGUUUGUGCCGUUGCGGCAGGCCCUGCAGGAGGGGGUGCUGUGCGAGACGGCCCGUGCCACCGUCGAUCCGCGGUUGUUGUGCUUUACGUUCGACGGCGAUUGCGCGGUGUACGUGCGCGAACCGCUCAGCUUCGACCGGGCGGUGGAGCUGAAUCUGCUGGACCUGUCGACCGGUCGGUUCCGCCACCCGUCGUCACCGUCAUCGACCACCGAAGAGGAGCCGCCAGCCGGAGCGGGAGACGACACGACGACGCUCCGGGACGCGAUCGUGCGCGGGUUGAUCGAUCCGGAGUCGGUCCUGCUGAAGGAUAGUGCGAAGCGCAAACUGCUCCACCUGCCGGAAGCGUUCCGGAAGGGGCUGAUCGAGGCGGAACGGGCGGCCGUGAUCGACACGGCCACGUCCCGCCGGGUGUCGCUGCGGGCUGCGGUCGAAUCGGGCCUGUUGGCCACGCCGCGGCGCGCGUUCGGGUUGCACGAGGCGCUCGACUACCAACUGUACCGGCCGGCCGAGGGUGACUUCCGGGAUCCGUUCCACGGGGGCGCCACGCGUGAGCCACGGGCCCUAGGCGAGGCCAUCGAGUGCGGGCUCGUUGAUCCAACGACGACGGUGGUGCGCGAUAUCGGGCAGGGUAGUGCGAUCGUGCCGCUGCUGGCCGCGCUCGCCAGCGGGCGGGUCGAUUCCGCGCGCGGCCGCUACGUGGUGUCCGACCACGAGGCGAUCGAUCUGGUGAAAGCACGCGAAAUCGGAUAUCUGUUGCUAGCGGAACAACGGCAAGCGGUGAUCGAGAAAUUCGCUCUCUGUGAGGACCACCUGGCCAAGCUCUUGGAAUGGAUCACGCGGGUUGAACAGGACAUUGCCGCCGUCGGUGGACCCAAGGAACGGGUCGAUGAUCUUCGCAAUCAGAUCAACUCGUUGAAGCAAAUUAAGGAGGACAUCGACGCCCAGAGUCGCCCGGUCGCUUCCUGCCUCGAUCAGGUUCGUCAGCUGGUGCUGACCGGGGGCGAUGUUCUGAGUGCACCGGAAGUGGCGGCCCUCGAAACGUCCGGCCGUGAACUACGCUCGCGCGUCGAUAAGGCACAGGACCGCACAGGCAAACUGUUGCGUCGGCUGGGUGCCGCCCGGGACGAACUCGGCAAACUGCGCACCGAACUCGACACGUUCUCCGGAUGGUUGCAAUCGUCGCGCCGCACACUCGAGGAGAAAGAGAGCACCCUGUCCGAUCUGCACAAUCUGCCGUCGCAGUCGGACACGGUGAAGGAGUUCCACAGUGACGUCAUCGCGCACCAGGCGGAUCUGCGGUUUAUCACGAUGUCGGCGCAAAAGUUCGUCGACGAGUGCAAGGACUACCUGGGGGUACUGAAUGACUUCCGGACGACACUGCCCGACCGACUGCCGCACAUCGAACAGGUCUCGAGCUCGGACAGCCCGAUCCGCCAGGAGGUGUCGCUCGUCACGGCCCAGUACCGUGACCUGCUGAACCGGGCCAACGCACUGCUGGACCGGCUGGCAGGGCUCGGCAGUCGCCAGCGCGACUACCAGGAGGCGCUGGACAAGGUGCGCGCCUGGUUGCGCGACGUGCAGCCGCGCGUCGGUGCCGUGCUCUCGGACCCGAUCGCGGCCGAUCCGCAGGCGGUGCAGGAUCAGAUGAACCAAACGAAGGCGCUGCAGAGCGAGUUCCUGUCGCAGGGCCGCCUGAUCGACAACGUGCAGUACAGCUUGGACUCGCUGCUGAAGUCGCUCGCCGGCCGCCUAAGCCCGGCGGAGGUCAGCCUGCUCGAGGUGCCGGUUGAGGAGGUGAAGGACAAGUACACCCAGCUCCUGGAGGCGCUUGGUGAUCGCUCGAAGCUGCUCGACACGGCCCUGGUGCAAUCGCAGGGCGUCCAGGAUGCGCUCGACGGGCUGGCCGUGUGGAUCAACCAGUCGGAGGAGAAGUUCAAGAUGCAAAACCGUCCCGCGUCCCUCAUCAAGGACCGCCUGACGGAGCAGGUGCGCGAGCACCGCGGCUUGCUUAACGAUCUGGAAUCGCACCGAAUGAGCCUGGAGAGUGUGACACUGUCGGCGCAAGAGCUGACCGCUACCCCGUCCAACGCUCGCCUGGCAAAGCGCAUCGAAAGCAAUCUGAGCGACGUUACCGGGCGGUUCGAGAAGCUGCUCGAUAAGGCACUCAAGCGGGGCGAGUUCCUCGAGGAUACGCUCGCGCAGUUGACCAAGUUCAUGAACGAUUCGUCCGCCCUGGAGCAAGAGCUGACGGCACUGAACGAAGCGCUCGAGGGACGCGAGCUUGUGUCGCUGCCGGCCGAGGUCCUGGCGCAGCGUAUGGUGGAGCUGUCCCGGCUGAAGGAGAAGCUUCGCCCAGCGUACGAGAGCACCGUCCGGUUGGGCAAGGAGCUCGUGGCCAAACGGGACGUGACCGAUAGCGGUGUGGUGCGCGAUCGAGUGAAAGCCCUCGAGAACCUGUGGAAGACGAUGGACACGACGCUGGAGGAGAAGCUGAAGCUGUCGAAGCAGAAGGCCGAACAGCUGCACGCGUACGAGGACCUGAAGGAGCAGGUGCUGAGUUGGUUGACCAGCAUCGAAACGCGCACGAACAACCUGGCCCCGGUCGCGGUCGAUGUCGAAGCGAUCAAGUACCAGAUCGAGGAGUUGCGCCCGCUGGUGAAGGAGCACCGCGAGUACGGCGUUACGAUCGACCGGGUAAACGACCUCGGCGCCCAGUACGACGCCCUGAUACGCCCGGACAGCCCAACGCGCAAACGUUCCGUGUACAGCCCGAUCAAGCGCGUCAGCCCGAUGCGACGGUUGUCCGGAGACGCGCGAUCGCCCAGCCCAACCAAGGGUGGGCCGUCGCCCCUCUCGCCUGCGAGCGGAUCGAGUGGGUUCGGUAGCCGGCGGUCGUCGCAAGACGCCUUCCACCUAACCGACCUGACGCCGAUCCAGCAGCAGCUGACGGAGAUCAACAACCGGUACGGUCUGAUCGGCGCCCGGUUGAACGAUCGCCAGAACGAGCUGGACUCGGUGCGCGACGAGGUGCGCAAGCACCAGGACAACCUCCGUACGCUGGCCGCCUUCCUCGACAAGAUCCACCGGCAGGUGCCGCGCGACGUGAUCGGCAACCGGGACGAGGCCGACCGGUGCCACAAGCAAGCCCGCAAAAUCCUCGAAGAAAUGUACGAGCGUCAGAGUCUGCUCGAUUCGACCCGGGCGCAGGUGAAGGACUUGCUGAAGCGCAAGCCGGACGUGCAGGGAGCGGAGAGACUGCGCUCGGAGCUAGAGACCGUCGCCGACCGGUGGAAGAACCUGAACGAUCUGUGCAAGGAUCGCAUCACCUUCUCGGAGCAACUGCGCGACUUCCUCGACACGCACGACAACCUCACCGGCUGGCUGGCGGCCAAGGAGCGCAUGCUGACAGUGCUCGGUCCGAUCUCGUCCGACCCGCGCAUGGUCCAGAGCCAGGUGCAACAGGUGCAGGUCCUGCGCGAAGAGUUCCGCGGCCAACAGCCACAACUGGCGCACCUGCAGGAGGUGGGCAACGCGGUGCUGGAGCAUCUGCGCGAAUCGUCCCCCGAGGGACAGGCCGUAUCGAGCAAGCUGCGCACGGUGCAGAAGAAGUGGGACGAGCUGGUGGCCCGACUGGACGAGCGAGCCCAAAGCCUCGGAGCGGCUGCCGACAGCUCGAAGGAGUUCGACGCCGGCCUCAACCGUCUGCGGGAAGCGCUGCAAACUAUCAGCGACAAUCUGGACGGGCUGCCGACCGAUCGCGAUCAUCAGGAGACGCUGCGAAAGAUUGAGAACCUCGAACGACAGCUCGAGGGUCAGCGUCCGCUGCUGGCGGAUUCGGAAGCGGCGGCGGAAACCCUUUGCCGUGUGCUGAGUGAUCCGGCUUCCCGAGCCGAUGUUAAUGCGCGGGUCGCCGCGGUCGGCAAGCAGUACCAGACGCUCCAGAAGAAGCUCGAUUUGCGUAAAGCCGAAACGGAUGCGGCACUGCGCGACGGACGCCAGUUCGCGGAGACGUGCGCGAAAACGCUCGGCUGGCUGUCGGGUGAGCUGGGCAAUCUGACCGAUCGGUUGCUGGUGUCGGCCCACCGGCCGACACUGCAGCACCAGCUUGACACGCACGAGCCGGUGUACCGGGAGGUGAUGGCCCGCGAACACGAGGUCAUUAUGUUGCUGAACAAGGGCCGCGAGCUACAGGAGAAGCCCGGUCACGUCACCGACCGGGGCGUUCAGCGCGAUCUGGAGAAGAUCUCGCAACAGUGGGACCGGCUUCGGUCGGCCGCCUUCGAUCGGCACUCGCGGCUGCAGACGUGCAUGGAGCACUGCAAGAAGCACGCUGCCGCCUCGGAGACGUUCCUGGCGUGGCUACGCAGCGCCGAAGAUAAACUAGCAACACUGAAGCCGGGACUGCUGAAGAAACAGGCACUCGAUGUGCAGCUGCGCGAACUGCAAACGUUCCGCAGUGACGUGUGGAAGCGCUCCGGAGAGUACGAAACGUGCCGUUCGCUCGGCGAAACCUUCCUCGGGGCGUGCGACGUGGAUAAGGAGACGAUCAAGGCCGAGCUGCAGGACAUGAAGGAUCGCUGGGAGCGGCUCAACAAUGAACUGCUUGCCCGGGCGCAAACUCUGGAAACGUGCGCGAAGCGAUUGGGAGACUUCAACGAGGAGCUGCGCGAUCUCGAUCAUGCCGUCGGCCGGUGUGAGGACCGCCUGGCGGCCCACGAUGCACUCGGCGGGGCGGCCAAGGAUCCGAAGCUACUGGAACGGGUGCGGGCCAUCAAGGACGAUGCGAGCGCGUUGCGGAAACCGCUCCAAUCGGUGCGCAAGCUAGCGGGCGAAAUCGCUGGCGAAGCACGGGCCGCCGGUGGUGACGCUGACCACCUCAAGUCGGAAGUGGAUGGAGUGGCGGAUCGUAUCGAGGACCUGCACGCCCGGCUGGACGAUCGCUGCGGUGAGCUGCAGUCGGCCGCGACGGCCGUUUCUCAGUUCAACGACAAGGUGAAGGCUCUCGGGGUGGAUCUGGGUGAGCUGGAGGGCCAGGUCGACUCGCUGAGCCCGCCGGCGCGCGAGAUCAAGCUCGUCGUGCAGCAGCUCGACGAGGUGGCCGGCAUACUGACCAAGAUUGAUCGCGCGGGCGUACAGGUUGGCGAGGUAGAGCGUGCCGGCGAACAGCUCGUGGACUGUGGCUUUGCACCCGAUACGGCCCAAACGCGUGACCAGAUCGGGGCGCUCCGGAAGCAGCUGGGUCGGUUGGAGAAUCGCGCGCGCGAUCACGACGAUGCCCUGCAGCGAGCGCUCAAGGCGCUGGAGAAGUUCUACGAACUGCAUCAGCUGACGCUGGAGGACCUGUCGGAGGUGAGCGGUGAGCUGAAGAAGAUGAAACCGGUCAGCUCGGAGCUGGAACAGAUCCGCCACCAGCAGGAUGACUUCCGGCGCUUCCGGCAGCGCGUCGUGGAACCGCUCACCGGCAAGAUCGACGAGAUCAAUCGGCUGGGCCAGGAGCUGAUCCGGUCGGCGCAGGGUGGCGUCCCAACGGCGAUCCUCGAGAAGGACCUGGAGAAGAUCAACGAGCGGUGGAACGAGCUGAAGGAGCGCAUGAACGAGCGGGACCGUCGGUUGGACGUGGGGCUGCUGCAGUCUGGCAAGUUCCAGGAAGCGCUCGACGGGCUGUCCAAGUGGCUGAAGGACACGGAGGAGAUGGUCGCCAACCAGAAGCCCCCGAGUGCGGACUACAAGGUGGUGAAGGCGCAGCUGCAGGAGCAAAAGUUCCUCACCAAGAUGCUGAUGGACCGGCAGAACUCGAUGUCGUCGCUGUUCCAGCUUGGCCAGGAGGUAGCCGCCGGGUGCGAUGCGUCCGAGAAGGCCGCCAUCGAGCGGCAGCUGAAGGAGCUGAUGCGUCGGUUCGACGAUCUGACCGAUGCGGCCACCCGGCGCACGCUCGAUCUCGAGCAGGCGAUGCACGUGGCGAAACAGUUCCAGGAUCAGCUCAUCCCGCUCACCAAGUGGCUCGAGGGGGCCGAACGGGCCGUCAAGGCGAUGGAGCUGGUGCCGACGGACGAGGAGAAGAUUCAGGCGCGCAUCCGCGAGCACGAGGCGCUGCACGACGAAAUCCUGUCGAAGAAGCCGGACUUUAGCGAACUGGCGGACAUUGCCGGCCAGCUGAUGGAGCUCGUCGGAGACGACGAGGGUGUGACGCUGAGCGAAAAGGUGAAGCACACCACCGACCGGUACACGGAUCUGGUGGUGGCGAGCGAAAACGUUGGCCACGUGCUGAACGAGUCGCGGCAGGGUCUGCGCCACCUGGUGCUCACGUACCAGGAUCUGGUGUCGUGGAUGGAGAAGACCGAGGGCCGCCUGGCGCGCUUCAAGAUCGUCCCGGUGCACACGGAGAAGCUGCUCGAGCAGAUGGACGUGCUGGUGGUACUGAACGAGGAGAUUGCGAGCCGCUCGCCGAACGUGGAGUCGACGGUCGAGGCCGGCUCGGAGCUGAUGAAGCACAUCUCGUCCGACGAGGCGCUCCAGCUGAAGGACAAGCUGGACUCGCUGCAGCGGCGCUACGGCGAGCUGGCCACCAAGGGCGGCGAUCUGUUGAAGCACGCCCAGGACGCUCUGCCGCUGGUGCAGCAGUUCCACGACAGCCACCACCGGCUGGUGAACUGGAUGCAGGCGGCCGAAUCGUCCCUAGCCACCGGCGGUGAUGCCAACGAAGCGGACAUUGCGCGCCUCGAGACGGAACUGAGCGAAACUCGGCCCCUGCUCGAGCAGGUCAACUCGAUCGGGCCGCAACUGUGCCAGAUCUCGCCCGGCGAAGGGGCCUCCACCAUCGAGGGAAUCGUCACGCGGGACAACCGCCGGUUCGAAGCGAUCGUGGAGCAGAUUCAGCGCAAGGCCGAGCGGCUUCACCUCAGCAAGCAGCGCUCGAACGAGGUGACGGCGGACAUUGACGAGCUGCUGGAGUGGUUCCGCGAUAUGGACGCGACACUGCGCGAUGCCGACCCACCGGCCAUGACACCGAAGCUGGUGCGAGCUCAGCUGCAGGAGCACCGUUCGAUCAACGACGACAUCUCGAGCCAGAAGGGGCGCGUGCGGGACGUAACGGCCGCGGCGAAGAAGGUGCUGCGCGAGUCACAGCCCAGCGACAACACGAUCGCACUGCGCGAGAAGCUGGAGGACCUGAAGGAGGUCGUCGAAACGGUGGCCACGCUCUGCUCGAACCGCCUGUCGGUGCUCGAGCAAGCGCUGCCCCUCUCCGAGCACUUUGCCGACUCGCACUCCGGACUGGCGGCGUGGCUCGCGGACAUGGAGCACCAGAUCUCGAUGCUGUCGAUGCCGGCCCUGCGCCCCGACCAGAUCGCCAUCCAGCAGGACAAGAACGAGCGGUUGACGCAGUCGAUCGCCGAACACAAGCCACUGCUCGAUAAGCUCAACAAAACGGGCGAAGCGCUGAUUGCCCUGGUGGCGGAGGACGACGCGGCCAAGAUUGGGGAACUCCUGGACUCGGACAACGCUCGUUACGCCGCGCUGCGCACGGAACUGCGCAAUCGCCAGAAUGCGCUCGACCAGGCGCUCCAGGAGUCGAGCCAGUUCUCCGACAAGCUCGAGGGAAUGCUGCGGGCCCUGCAGAACACGGUCGACCAGGCGAACCAGGCGGACCCGAUUUCGGCCCACCCGCCCAAGAUCCACGAUCAGAUCGACGAGAACGUGGCGCUGGUGCAAGAUAUCGACAAGCGCGGUGAAGCGUUCGCUGCGGUGCAGCGAGCGGCCAGCGACGUCAUCGCGAAGGCCACCAACCAGUCCGAUCCGGCCGUGCGCGAUAUCAAGAAGAAGCUCGACAAGCUGAACGCCCUGUGGGGCGAUCUGCAGAAGACGACGUCCAAGAGGGGCUCGGCGCUGAAUGAAACCCUCUCGGUGGCGGACAAGUUCUGGAAGGAGAUGCGUGCCGUGAUGGAGACUCUGAAGGAACUGCAGGAUGCGCUGCACACCCAGGAACCGCCGGCGGCGCAACCGCAGGCUAUCCAGAAGCAGCAAGUCGCUCUGCAAGAGAUUCGCCAGGAGAUCGAUCAGACCAAGCCGGAGGUGGAGCAGGUACGGCGCACCGGCAGCAAUCUGAUGUCGCUGUGCGGCGAACCGGACAAGCCGGAGGUGAAGAAGCACAUCGAGGACCUGGACCACGCGUGGGACAACAUCACGGCGCUGUACGCGAAGCGCGAAGAGAACCUGAUCGACGCGAUGGAGAAGGCGAUGGAGUUCCACGAGACGCUCCAGAGUUUGCUUCACUUCCUGGCCCGGGCCGAGGAUCGCUUCCAGAAGCUCGGUCCGCUCGGGUCGGACAUCGAGGCGGUCAAGAAGCAGAUCGAGCAGCUGAAGCACUUCAAGGACGACGUCGAUCCGCACAUGGUCGAGGUGGAAGCAUUGAACCGGCAAGCGGUGGAGCUGACGGAGCGUACGUCGGCCGAGCAGGCCAGUGCAAUUCGUGAACCACUGAACGCCGUCAACCGGCGGUGGGAGAACCUGCUGCGUGGUAUGGUCGAGCGCCAGAAGCAGCUGGAACACGCGCUGCUACAUCUCGGCCAGUUCCAGCACGCGCUCAACGAGCUGCUCGUGUGGAUCGUCAAGACGGACGCGAACCUGGACGAACUGAAACCGAUCCCGGGUGAUCCGCAGCUGCUCGAGGUGGAGCUGGCCAAGCUGAAGGUGCUGGCCAACGAUAUCCACGCGCACCAGAGCUCCGUUGACACGCUAAACGAUGCCGGUCGCAAGCUGAUCGAAAACGAUCGCGGUUCGCUUGAGGCAUCGACGACGCAGGACAAGCUGCAGCAGCUUAACAAGAAGUGGCGCGAUCUGCUCCAGAAGGCGGCCGACCGCCAGCACGAGCUGGAGGAGGCACUCCGCGAAGCGCAGGGCUUCACGGCCGAGAUCCAGGACCUGCUCGGUUGGCUGGGCGAUGUCGAUGCCGUCAUCGGUGCCAGCAAACCGGUCGGUGGAUUGCCAGAAACGGCUUCCGAGCAGUUGGAACGCUUCAUGGAGGUAUACAACGAGCUGGAGGAGAACCGGGCCAAGGUGGAGACGCUCGUCGCCCAGGGUCAGGAGUACGUGCGGAAGCAAACACAACUCCAAGUGUCCGCCAGCAACCUCCAGCACACGCUGCGCACCCUGAAACAACGCUGGGAUGCGGUGGUAUCGCGCGCCUCCGACAAGAAGAUCAAGCUGGAGAUCGCGCUCAAGGAGGCCACCGAGUUCCACGAUGCGCUGCAAGCGUUCGUCGAGUGGCUGACGCAGGCCGAGAAGCAACUGUCAAGUGCCGCGGCCGUGUCGCGCGUCCUCGAAAUCAUCCAGCAGCAGAUGGAGGAGCACAAGGUGCUGCAGAAGGACGUGUCGAUUCACCGCGAGUCGAUGUUGCUGCUCGAUAAGAAGGGCACCCACCUGAAGUACUUCAGCCAGAAGCAGGACGUAAUACUGAUCAAGAACCUGCUCGUCUCGGUGCAACACCGCUGGGAGCGCGUGGUGGCCAAGGCUGCCGAGCGAACGCGUGCCCUCGACCACGGGUACAAGGAGGCGCGCGAGUUCCACGACGCUUGGGUGCAGCUGACGACGUGGCUGAAGGAAACGGAGCGCACGCUGGACACGCUGGCCGAGGAAUCGAGUAACGAUGCGGUCAAGAUCAAGAAGCACCUCGAGAAGCUGCGCGAAAUCCAGCGCAACCUGCAGUCGAAGGAGAGCUUCUACGACAGCACGAUGCGCUCGGGCAAGGGGCUGAUGGAUCGUGCCCCGAAAUCCGAUGAACCCGUGCUCGCGAAGAUGAUGGGCGAGCUGAAGGACGCGUGGAAGCGUGUCUGCCACAAGAGCGUCGAGCGGCAACGGAAGUUCGAGGAAGCACUACUGCUGUCGGGCCAGUUCGCCGAUGCGCUGCAGGCGCUGCUCGAUUGGCUGCGCAAGACGAAGGCCAGGCUGGCCGAAGACGGACCGGUGCACGGUGAUCUGGACACGGUCACGACGCUCGUCGAACACCACCGCCAGCUGGAGUCGGACCUGGACAAGCGGUCCGCGCAGAUGCAGAGCGUCAUGAAGACGGGCCAGGAACUGGAACGGUCGGACGAGACGCGCGAAACCAGUCGCAACCUCAAGGAAAUGCAGAAGCUUUGGGACGACGUACAGGACCUGAGCGGUCGCCGGAAGAGCCGCCUCGAUGUGGCCCUGAAGGAAGCGGAACGGCUGCACAAAUCCGUCCACAUGCUACUAGAAUGGCUGUCGGAGGCCGAGCAGAAGCUUCGGUUCGCCGCCGCCGCACCGGACGAUGAGGCACAGGCCAAGGAUCUGCUCGACAUUCACGCCAAGUUCAUGAAGGAGCUGCGCGAGAAGGAGUACGACAAGGAGGACACGAUCGGGCUGGCCAACAGUAUUCUCGGCAAAGCACAUCCCGAUGCGAUCCCCAUCAUCAAGAACUGGAUCUCAAUCAUCCAAUCGCGCUGGGACGAAAUUUCCCAGUGGGCCUUUAGCCGCCAGUCGAAGCUCGAGCAGCACCUCAAGGACCUGCAGGAUCUGGACGAAUCGAUAGAGGAGCUGUUGGCCUGGUUGGCCGGACUGGAAGCAACGUUGCUGAAUCUCGAAACGGAGUCGCUACCGGAUGAGAUUCCCCCGCUGGAGGUGCUCAUUGCGGACCACAAAGAGUUCAUGGAGAACACGGCUCGCCGGCAGGGCGAAGUGGACCGGGCCUGCAAACCCCGACAGCCACCGCCGGGACUGAAGGAAACUCGCAAACCGUCCCGCGGUGUGCUCAAGACGCCAGUUCGAGGAUCACAGGCCGAUCUACGGGAUACCGACUCGCCCGACCACGGCACUCUCGGACGGAAGCAGAGCUUCAAGGGAUCACGCGAUCAAGGUCUGAAUUCGCGUCGUACAAGCCGCGUGAGUCCUGGACGCGAAACGCAAACACCGGAACGGGAUCGGUUGCCACAUUACGGUCCACGGUUUUCGCCAAGCAACCAAGCGGAUACGGAACUACGGUCGCCACGGGCCAAGCUGCUGUGGGAGAAAUGGCGCUACGUGUGGAUGCUGGCCUGGGAACGGCAGCGCCGUCUGCACGAUCACAUGCUCUACCUGCAGGAUGUGGAGCGCGUCCGGCAGUUCAGCUGGGAGGAAUGGCGAAAGCGAUUCCUCAAGUUCAUGAACCACAAGAAGUCCCGUCUGACCGACCUGUUCCGCAAGAUGGACAAAGACAACAAUGGUCUCAUACCUCGCGACGUGUUCAUCGAUGGAAUCAUUGGCACAAAGUUCGAUACUUCCAAGCUGGAAAUGGGUGCCGUGGCCGAUCUGUUCGAUCGCAACGGCGAAGGGCUGAUCGAUUGGCAAGAGUUUAUCGCCGCCCUGCGACCUGACUGGCAGGACCGUAAGCCGAAAACCGAAGCGGACAAGAUCCACGACGAGGUGAAGCGUUUGGUUAUGCUCUGCACCUGUCGGCAGAAGUUCCGUGUGUUCCAGGUCGGCGAAGGAAAGUAUCGGUUUGGCGACUCUCAGAAGCUGCGCUUGGUGCGUAUUUUGAGAAGCACCGUCAUGGUGCGCGUCGGAGGUGGUUGGGUGGCUCUUGACGAGUUCUUAGUCAAGAACGAUCCUUGUCGAGCCAAGGGACGCACAAACAUCGAGCUACGUGAGCAGUUCAUACUGGCCGACGGUGUGUCGCAGUCGAUGGCCGCCUUUAAGCCGCGUAUGUCUGGCUCGGCCGGCUCCGGAUCAAAUCAAACCAGCUCGCCGAUACCAACACAAGGUCCUAUUGUGAAGAUUUUUGUUGCGUAA